Molecule: messenger RNA, 1129 nt
Organism: Panonychus citri (citrus red mite)
Lineage: Eukaryota; Metazoa; Arthropoda; Arachnida; Trombidiformes; Tetranychidae
Product: cell division control protein 42 homolog
Exons: 4
Coding region: 95-886 (263 amino acids)
Biological process (GO): small GTPase-mediated signal transduction
Molecular function (GO): GTP binding; GTPase activity
Source: RefSeq, a predicted model, not a curated record
UAUUGUUUUUCUUGUUUACAAUAAAAGAGUCAAGUUGUUAUUUUUUUCCCAAUUACUUGAUAGAAAAUUAGAAUUUAACUGAUUUAAAGAAAUCAUGGUGAUUGUAAAUGAUGGAAAUGACGAUGGAGUUUUAUCACCUGUAGAAUGUGCAAAAAAUGAAUCAUCUAAUAAGUUGAAUGAUUGUUGCAACAACAACAAUACAACUGCGACUCAAUUACAAGAGGGACAACAACAAACCGGUGAAUCGCUUUUGUCACCCGAUGGAAUCGUCAACUCAACCAGUCCAUUGAAAAUUGUGGUCGUCGGCGAUGGUACAGUCGGUAAAACGUGUAUGUGUAUCGCUUACACCCAAGGAAUUUUUCCAGACAGUGAAUAUGUUCCAACAGUAUUUGAAAAUUACACCGGAAUUCAGGAUUACCAUGGAUCAAAUUAUCAAUUGGCUCUUUGGGACACUGCAGGUCAAGAAGAUUACGAAAGACUAAGACCUCUCUCUUAUCCAGGGACCAAUGUGUUUCUAUUAUGUUUCAGUGUUGCCAAUUUAAAUUCCUAUCAAAAUAUUACAACUAAAUGGUUUCCAGAAAUCAGGGAACAUGCACCGAAAGUCCCGUUCGUUUUGGUUGGAACCAAAAGUGAUCUCAGACCUGAUGAUAAAUCCUCAUCUCCUUGGUAUCGAUCAAAGUGCAUCGACUUGACAUCUCAAUCAAAUGGAUCUGAGGAAACUUUUAUUACCACGGACAUGGGUCGUAAAUUAGCUCGUAAACUGAAUGCUUCCUGUUACGUUGAAUGUUCAGCUAAAAGUCUUGUUGGAAUAGAAAAUGUAAUUAUGGAAGCUAUCAAAGCUGGAAUUGGUGACGAGGACAAGAAACAACGAUGCAUAAUUAUCUAAAUUUACAUGACGAUUUAUAAUUACCGAUCAAUCGAAAGGAUUCCAGAAAACACAACGAAACUUUGAAGCUCAGUUUUUCAGCUGAAAUCAUUUGCUGAUAUUUUUUUGCUUCUCUUGAUGAACAAAAAGAUAUUUUCAUUAAUCACUUUUAUCGUUUAUUCCAAUAUCAUAUCAAUCCACAUCUAUUAUCUUCAUGAAUCAAUUUUUCACUUUUAUCAAAGAUUAAAAAUGUUUUUACUCUUA